Molecule: messenger RNA, 1227 nt
Organism: Monosiga brevicollis MX1
Lineage: Eukaryota; Choanoflagellata; Craspedida; Salpingoecidae
Exons: 2
Coding region: 1-1227 (408 amino acids)
Biological process (GO): protein dephosphorylation
Molecular function (GO): protein serine/threonine phosphatase activity
Source: RefSeq, a predicted model, not a curated record
AUGGGGCAGACCGACUCCAAGUCGACGGGCAUGCAGCGCCGGUCAUCCGUGUCUGCCUUUCUCCCGAGCCCCAAGACUGACAUCACUUCCAUGGAUCAACGCACUGCCGAUCAAAAGUUUGGUCUAGCCUACAUGCAAGGAUGGCGGGCCCACAUGGAGGAUGCUCACAUUACUCAGCCCGAGCUACCAGGCCUUCCUGGCUGGUCCUUUUACUCUGUUAUUGAUGGCCAUGCAGGCGCCGAGGUGGCCCAUUACUCGGAAGACCAUUUGCUAGCCUCAGUUCUCUACGAACUUUUGCCCGUUAAGGAUAGUCUGCAUGCCAUCUCCGACGCCAUGCACCGAGCUUUCCUGCGCCACGAUCGCGCCCUGUUUGCCGACAAUAAAGUCCGCCUCGACAACUCGGGCGGCACUUGUACCAGCGUUCUCGUCAGUCCAACCCACUACAUCUUUGUGAACCUAGGCGAUUCGCGCUCCCUCCUCUGCCGGGGCGGCAAGCUCGCGUUUCAAACCCGCGACCACAAACCCAUCCUACCCCAAGAGCGCACUCGCAUCCGCAACGCCGGCGGCUUUGUCAUUAAUGGUCGCGUUGACGGCGGCCUCGCCAUCUCUCGAGCCUUUGGUGAUUUUGAUUACAAGCGCAACCCGCAGCUUGGCGCCCUCGAGCAAAAGGUCGUGGCCGACCCCGACGUCACCCUCGUCGAGCGGGAUCUAGAGCACGAUGACUUUCUCCUUCUUUGUUGUGACGGCAUCUUUGACGUCAUGAGCAAUGCGACUGCCAUCAAAUUCGUGGCCACCAAGCUGCGCCGUUCUCCGGACAAUCCCAAGGCUGUUUGCCAGGCCCUGCUGAAACGAUGCCUAGAGCUUGGCUCCCGCGACAACAUGUCCGCUUGUCUGGUCGUCUUCAACAAGGAGUUCCUUCAAGCCACCCACGUGAGCAGCGCCGAGGAACGCCCCGCUGAGCAGGCAUUGGACGGAUUAGCCACCUCUGUCGCCUUCAACGCCAUGGCAUCGGCUGUGGCAGAGAUUGUCAACCAGCAUGGCAGCCCAACCUCUUCUCGCAGCGCAUCAACCAGUGCCGCUGCAAACGGCAUCAGCCCGCUGCGUGAGAUUCCCGUUUUUGACAUGGAGGAAGCCCACCCAAGCGGUCUGCACACAGUCAUGGAGGUGUGUACAUGUGUGCAUGUGUGUUCAUGUGUGCACCGUGUUUGUGUGCUGGGAUGGCAAUGA